Messenger RNA from Mizuhopecten yessoensis (Yesso scallop), 5437 nucleotides. Its product is annotated as structural maintenance of chromosomes protein 1A-like. Gene Ontology annotation, biological process: sister chromatid cohesion. The transcript has 27 exons. Gene Ontology annotation, molecular function: ATP hydrolysis activity; DNA binding; protein binding. The record is from RefSeq and is a predicted model, not a curated record. The coding region runs from base 170 to 3928 and encodes 1252 amino acids. Lineage: Eukaryota; Metazoa; Mollusca; Bivalvia; Pectinida; Pectinidae. Gene Ontology annotation, cellular component: cohesin complex; chromosome; nucleus.
UAUCUCGCGUAAAACAGCGAGAGCAUUAUUCGCAGCGACAUCUAUUCGCGCUAAAAUUAUCGACCAUGAUUUGAUGAUAUGUUUUCGAAUAUAUAAUUCCGGUUUGCAUCAGCAUCUUAGAUGCAUUAAUAACUUAAUUGCUUAAGUGUGCAGACAAACAAACCACAGAAUGCCUGGACACCUAAAGUAUAUCGAAGUAGACAAUUUUAAGUCCUACAGAGGCAAACAAAAGAUUGGACCUUUCAAGAGAUUCUCUGCCAUCAUUGGACCAAAUGGAUCUGGAAAAUCCAAUUUGAUGGACGCCAUCAGUUUUGUACUCGGAGAAAAGACAUCAAAUUUGAGAGUAAAGCGUCUUGGUGAUCUCAUACAUGGAGCUCCCAUUGGGCAGCCAGCCUCCAACAAAGCAUCUGUCACCGCUGUCUACACAGGAGGAGAAGCGGACGACCAGGAGUCGACAGAUAUACACUUUACCAGAGUCAUUCAUGGCUCCAGUUCUGACCACAAGAUUAAUGGAAAGACGGUUACAUCCCAACAGUAUGCUGCUGAGCUGGAGAAAAUCGGGGUGUUAGUGAAGUCCAAGAACUUCCUGGUGUUUCAAGGGACAGUAGAGAGUAUUGCUAUGAAGAAUGCCAAGGAGAGGACACACAUGUUUGAGGAAAUCAGCAGAUCGGGUGAAUUAAAAGAAGAGUAUGAUCAUGCUAAAGCAGAGAUGUUGAAGGCCGAGGAGGAUACUCAGUUUAACUACCACAAGAAGAAGGGCAUUGCUGCUGAAAGGAAAGAGGCCAAACUAGAAAAAGACGAAGCAGAGCGCUAUCAGAAACUUAAAGAACAACUUAGCGAAAAACAAAUGGAGUUACAGCUCUUCAGACUGUUCCAUAACGAAAGAGACAUUGAUGAAAUGUCAGAUGAGCUCAACAGAAAGAACAGUUUGCUGGAGAAGGAAGUGCGCAAACGAGAAAGGAUUGAAGAAGAAGUAAAAGAAAAGAAAAAAGAUCAAGGAAAAAUAACCAGAGAAUUAACAAAAAUCGAACAGCAAUUGAAAGAAUCGGAAGUAGAGCUGAACAAGAAAAGACCAUUAUACAUUAAGGCGAAAGAAAAGACGUCACAUAUGAUCAAGAAAUUAGAUUCUGCAAAAAAAUCCUUAAAACAAGCAAAAAAGACCCAUGAUAAUCAUGAACAAGAGAUCCGAGAAUUGGAGCAGGAGUUGGAUGAGGUAGAGAAGAAGCGACAGGAAUUUGAGGAGAGGAUAGAAGAAGAAUCCCAGUCCCAGGGCAGAGAUCUCGAUCUGGAGGAGUCACAGGUACAAGAAUAUCACCACCUAAAAGAGGAGGCAAGCAAGCGGGCGGCGAGGAAUACUCAGGAGAUGGAUUCAAUAACUCGUGAACAAAAAUCUGAUCAAGACAGAUAUGACAAUGAAAGCAGAAAAAGAAAUGAACUUAUAUCUAAAAUAAAACAAAAAGAAAAUGAAAUGGAGGAAAACCGAAAACGAGCAGAGAAGUUAAAUGAAUAUAUAAAGACAAGUAACAAUGCAGUAGCAGAGCAGAGACAGUUGGAGGAGAGUAUGUCAGAAGAUGUAGACACUGCCAACCGUAGGAUUGAGGAGAUCAAUGACGAACUAGCCUCUGUAAUGGACCAGUUAGGGGAGGCGAAAGUAGACAAACACGAAUCUGCCCGAGCCACAAAGAAAAAAGAACUUCUCAACAACCUGAAAAGACUCUUUCCAGGAGUGACAGGACGGUUAAUUGAUCAGUGUGAGCCGAGUCACAAGAAGUACCAGGUAGCUAUCACCAAGGUACUUGGUAAAUACAUGGACGCCAUUGUGUGUGACUCCGAGAAGACUGCCAAGGAUUGUAUCCAGUACAUGAAGGAGCAACGCAUUGAUCCAGAGACCUUCCUUCCUCUCAACUAUUUAGAUGUUAAACCAGUCAAUGAAAAACUCAGAGAAUUUUCUGAGCCUCGUAACGUGAAGCUGGUGGUGGAUGUGAUUCGGUAUGACCCACCUGUGGUGAAGAAGGCCCUUCUUUUUGCCUGCGGUAACUCUUUGGUCUGUGAGACAGUGGAGGAUGCCAGAAGGGUGGCGUUCGGGAAACAAGAACGACACAAGUCAGUGGCAUUGGAUGGAACACUUUUCCAGAAAUCUGGUGUCAUCUCUGGCGGUGCAAGUGAUUUGAAGGCCAAAGCCCGUCGAUGGGACGAGAAACAGUUGGGACAGCUGAAGAGCAAGAAGGAGAAACUGUCCGAGGAGCUCAAGGAACAGCUGAAGAACAAGAGGAAGGAAUCUGAGCUAAACACCAUUAGGUCACAGAUUAAGGGUCUGGAGACUCGACUCAAAUACUCCAUCACAGACAGAGAUAACACUCUGAACAAACAUCUCACACAGAAUGAGAAGGAUCUCAACACAUACAAUGAGAUGCUCAAGUCUUUUGAUCCGAGGAUACAAGAGAUAGAGCGUCGUAUGUCGGAGCGGGGUGAAAAGUUGAAGAUUCUCAAGGAGAGAAUGGACAGGGUUGAAGACGAGGUGUUCAUGACGUUCUGUAUCCAGAUUGGUGUCGAGAACAUCAGGCAAUAUGAAGAACGAGAGCUUAGAGUACAACAGGACAGAGCAAAGAAGAGGCUUGAAUUUGAGAAUCAGAAAUUCAGAUUACAAAACCAAAUAGAAUUUGAAAAAUCCAGAGACACCAUUGCAAACGUGAAAAAGUGGGAGAAAGCUUACCAGAACGAUGAAAAAGAAUUAGAAAAAGUGAAGAACGACGAAGCUCGCCAUAUGAAGGUUAUUGAUGAAGAAAUGCAGACACAGGAACGGUUAAAACAACAAAGGGUGACGUUCAAGUCACAAGUGGAAGACGAGGAGUCGGAUAUAAACGAGGUCCGGAAACGUCUGUCUGCACAGCAGAAGGAGAUAAGUGCUGCUCAAAAACAGAUCAACUCUGUGGAAACCAAAUUAGAGCAGAAGCGUGCUGACAGACACAGUUUACUGAAAGCUUGUAAGAUGGAUGACGUACAGAUACCGUUAAAGCGGGGUACGUUGGAGGACAUCAACCGCGAAGACGAGCCGUCCAGUCAGCCAGAUGGCAGUCAGGACACGCCCCUAGACAGUAUGAGUAGUCAAGGGGCUAAAGCAAUAUACGCGCGAGAGGCCCACAUCCUCCUCGACUACAGCGGUCUGGAUGAUGAUGACAAGGAGCUGGAAAUGGCAGACGAGGUGAGAAAGCGUGACAAUCAAUACCAGAAGGCUGUGGCUGACAUGCACACCACUAUACAGAGGAUUAACGCACCCAACAUGAAGGCCAUGGAAAAACUUGAUGGUGUAAGAGAAAGAUUCCAGGAGACUUCAGCAGAAUUUGAAGAUGCCAGAAAAAGGGCAAAGAGAGCCAAGCAGGCAUACGAGAAAGUCCGCAAAGAGAGAUACGACAGAUUCAUGCACUGCUUCGAGCAUGUGGCCACUAGAAUUGACGAGAUCUACAAGUCGCUGGCCCGUAACCAGAGUGCCCAGGCUUUCCUUGGGCCCGAGAACCCAGAGGAGCCUUACCUGGAUGGUGUUAACUAUAAUUGUGUUGCUCCCGGAAAACGAUUCCGGCCCAUGGACAACUUGUCUGGAGGAGAGAAGACUGUAGCUGCUCUUGCUCUGCUGUUUGCAAUUCACAGUUACCAGCCAGCCCCGUUCUUUGUACUGGACGAGAUUGAUGCUGCUCUAGACAACACUAACAUAGGAAAGGUGGCCUCAUACAUCCGUUCCCAGUCUGAAGUAAGCUUCCAGUGUAUUGUGAUCUCACUGAAGGAAGAGUUCUACAACAAAUCUGAUUCUCUCAUCGGAAUCUACCCAGAGGUGGGAGACUGUGUGAUAAGUCAUGUAUUAACAGUUGACCUCAACGAUUACCCAGAAUCCCAGCUAGGCGACGACGAGGACAGUCCCAGCAAGUCGCGGUAGUUGACACUUUGAGAAGAAUAUAUUUUAUGUAUAGUGCAAAUUCUAUUGUUUUACUGUGUGUUUGCUUAAACACAAACUUCUGUGAAACCUUGUUAAGACUGCCCAGCCCUUCGUGUCGAGGUGGCAAGUUGGACUUAAAUCCUUCCCUGCAUUUCACUUGACUUUCUACGAGACCACAUGUUGUUUUCCUCAGUUUGAGCUAAACAAUUGGUUCACAUGUGUUAUGAGGUGUCAUCUGGGUCAGUUCAAUAAAACACCCAUUUCAUUUAUACCAAAAGUCAUACACAUGUUUUUGUUCAGAGAUGCAUAAAUCAUUUCACUGUAUAUAGAUAUUUUUAACAACAUAUUUUAUUUAUCAGCAAUAUGGAACAAACUAGUUGUUAGUGAAUAUGUGUUUUAUAGUUUUAUCAAUGUUGUAAAUACACAAGAAAAGUUGGAUCGUUUUGUGUCCUUGCCACUUUUAAGUUCAUUGUUCAUUUCUCUGUUCAGACUCUUGCUGGCUAGUAAGCAUGUAAGUGUCAAACUGUUAUAUCAUCAGGAAGAUACCUAAUGUUACAGCUGUAUGCGGAUAGGCUACUUCAGCAAAAUAGAUUGUUUAUGGAAAGGUUAGUAAAGUUGUGCCAUUACAUCAUUUGUCUGUCAACUUACCCUGUAUAAUAAUAUCAGCUUUCACAAUAUUUUCUGUAUCCGCCCCAAAGUCAUGUGGAAACAUUUGACAAACAUAGGUAAUAGCUUAAGAAUUGUUAUUAUGAUUCUCAGUUUCAAUAAUUUUCAGGAUAGAUUUUAUUAAAGACAUGUAUGUAUACUUUUACCUGGUCAGACUCGGACAACAGAGACUCGUGUUUGUAUUAGCUAACAUACUCUGUACAAAUGUUUUAUCUGUUUAGAGUUUUACAUGUCGAUGUAAGUAUAUGUUAUUGUUGGUAGAGUCUGGCUGACAUUAAUGUACACAGAGCGUUAUGUCUUUUUCACAUCUAUAUCCAUCAAUCAUCUUUGUUUAUCAGCUAGAGAGUUAUAAGAAGAGUUACGGUAGCUGUGUGUAUUCGUUGUACUUGUUUAUGUUGACUAUUCGUUACAUUUCAUUGCUGAUAUUAGUCUAUGAUCCCGCUGUGCUGAUUCGGUAUGACAUUCUUGUGGUUUUUGUUCAUCAUUAUCACAAACCAUAUGGUCAUUUUGUUUUUAUCAUUGAACCAGAUUCAGAUUAAACCAAGAGAGGGAGAGAAUAUUUUUGAUAUUUAAAUCGUGAACAAACCAUAAGCAUCGUAAUUCAUAAUUUCUCGAGUUGAAAUACAUUUAAUUAAACAGGACGAUAACAUGUGAAAGUGAAGGAAAAUCUAUAGCAACAUAGGUUGAUUCAUUAUUAUUGUAUAUUUAAAUUAUGUUAUUGACAAUUCUUUCAGGAGCUAAUUUGAUUGGUUGCCUGGUUUCAUCACUGUGCUCCAUCAAAGUAGAUAUUUUAUGUUUAAUUCUUCAUCAUGGUCAUUGAUAAUAAAUUAAUUUGUAAAAUUG